AAACCAAUAUAGUCGGUUUCUUUUUCUUUUAAUUUAUUGUGCCAACGACAAAAACUAAAAAGGAAAAACAGGGAAAAGGAAAAGAGAAAAAAAGAAAAAAGAAAAAAGAAAAAAGAAGAAAAAACAGAAGAGAAACCUUGAAAAUUAGCAAAUAAAAGUCAAACUUCCAAAAUUAGGGAUAUAAUCGUGUCUAAAAUUAAUACUUCAUGAACCCUAUAAAUAACACGAAACCCAAUUCUCCAACACAGAAUAAUUAUUUUUAUUUUUAUUUUCUUAAGAAGCCAACGCACAAAUUAUUAGCUUUAGCAACAAUGGCAAAACCAAAAGAUCUUUUUGCCUAUGUUUGUGUGUUUGUCUUCUUGACCCUUUCUUUAUCUUCUUCUUCUUCUUUUGCUGCAACAACAGAUGAUGCAUCAGUUUAUUCAUCUUUCCUUGAAUGCUUACAGAACAACACGACCCCACAAGACCAAAUCUCCAGCCUUGUCUACACCAAGACAAAUGCAUCCUACACUUCGGUUCUUCGAGCCUACAUUAGAAAUGCUCGGAUGAACACCACAGCAACCCCAAAACCGACAAUCAUUGUGACCCCAAAACAGAUAUCCCAUGUCCAAGCAGCGGUUAUCUGCGCAAAGAAAGUGGGUUACCAGCUUAAAGUCCGAAGCGGUGGCCACGACUAUGAAGGGAUUUCUUAUGUUUCAGAUGUUCCAUUCUUCGUUCUUGAUAUGUUUAAUCUUCGAUCCGUCCAGGUUGACAUGAAGAAUGAGUCUGCUUGGAUUCAGGCUGGUGCUACACUCGGUGAGGUGUAUCAUGGAAUUUGGGAGAACAGCAAAGUUCAUGGUUUCCCUGCUGGUGUUUGCCCUACAGUUGGUGUUGGUGGUCAUUUUAGUGGUGGUGGAUAUGGUAACAUGUUGAGGAAAUACGGCUUGGCUGUUGAUAAUGUUCUUGAUGCCCAAAUUGUUGAUGUUAAUGGAAAGCUUAUGGAUAGAAAAGCAAUGGGUGAAGAUCUAUUUUGGGCUAUUAGAGGUGGUGGUGGUGGAAGUUUUGGUGUUGUUAUAUCAUACAAGAUUAAGCUUGUUCCUGUUCCCGAAACAGUUACUGUAUUUAGGGCAGAAAGACUUAUUGAAGAGAAUGCUACUGAUAUUGCUUAUAAGUGGCAAUUGGUUGCUCCGAAAACAGAUAAUGGUCUUUUUAUGAGGCUGUUGAUUCAACCUGUGACAAGGAAUAAGCAGCAGACACUUAGGGUAACUAUUAUGAGUUUGUAUUUGGGGAAAGCUGAUAGUCUUGUGGCUUUAUUGGGGAAAGAAUUUCCUGAAUUGGGGUUGAAGAAGGAGAAUUGCACAGAGAUGAACUGGAUUCAGUCUGUACUUUGGUGGGCAAAUUUUGAUAAUGGAACAUCACCUGAUGUUUUGCUUGAUAGACAUGUCGACUCUGCCAAUUUCUUGAAGAGGAAAUCAGAUUAUGUGCAGAAACCUAUUCCCAGAAAUGCAUUGACUUUGAUUUUCAAGAGGAUGGUGGAAUUGGGAAAAAUUGGAUUAGUUUUCAAUCCUUAUGGUGGAAGAAUGGAUGAGAUUCCUUCCACAGAAGUUCCUUUUCCUCACAGGGCUGGGAAUUUGUUCAAGAUGCAGUACUCAAUCAACUGGAACGAACCAGGAAGUGAUCUACAGAGCAACUACUUGUCUCAGGCGAGGAACCUGUACAGCUACAUGACCCCAUUUGUGUCCAAGAACCCAAGAAGCGCAUUCUUGAACUACAGGGAUCUCGACAUUGGUGUCAUGACACCUAGUAAAAACAGCUAUGAAGAAGGUAGCAUUUAUGGGCACAAGUACUUCAAUGGAAACUUUGACAGAUUGGUGAAAGUGAAGACUGCUGUUGAUCCCGAGAAUUUCUUCAGGAAUGAGCAGAGCAUCCCUACUCUUUCAAAGAGGCAAACUUUAUUAGCUCCCUGCCUCAAGUGCCCCUUUCCUUUGGUCAUCUUGGAGGAGAAAACUCAGGGGUGAUUAUAUAUUCAAAGUCAGCAGCAGUAGCAUCCACUGUGAAGCUAAUAGGAAUGCUGAUAUAUGUACUAAGCUUUUCUUGAAGGAUAUCAAGAGGUAAUGUGCUCAUGUAUAAACUAGGGAUAAACCUUUUGGUGGAAAUGAAAUAAGAAAUAUAAUCAAUAAAGUUUUAGUGUUAUUCAUUUUAA
Messenger RNA from Ricinus communis (castor bean), 2182 nucleotides. RefSeq names its product berberine bridge enzyme-like 21. The transcript has 3 exons. Lineage: Eukaryota; Viridiplantae; Streptophyta; Magnoliopsida; Malpighiales; Euphorbiaceae. Bases 207 to 1997 code for a protein of 596 amino acids. The record is from RefSeq and is a predicted model, not a curated record. Gene Ontology annotation, molecular function: FAD binding; oxidoreductase activity.